Molecule: messenger RNA, 849 nt
Organism: Rotaria sp. Silwood2
Lineage: Eukaryota; Metazoa; Rotifera; Eurotatoria; Philodinida; Philodinidae
Source: the annotation of a GenBank genome assembly
AUGAGUGAAGAUUUCAGCAAUGGAGUUACUAAUAGGAAUUCGUCGAAAUAUCAUACGGUUGACAUCUUUCCAGAUCUUCCACAAACCGCAAAAGAGUAUCCCAGACAUGUACCUAAGGAUCGUCCAGAUGAUGACUACUGGAUACACGAAGUUAACAAAGAAGGCGAUACGACACGUUAUAAUAUUCAAAAGGUCGUCGCAAAUGGACAACAUACAUCGUCCGACGGAAAGCAUGCUAUUUUCUCAGCUUUUCUUUAUGCUUACAAUUCGCAUGAAGAUAUUAUUUUAUCUCCGGAUGAUAUUUGGCUCAUGGUGUGCAUUUAUUUUUCCAAUUAUGUCAAUCAAAAUGCGGAACAAUUACGAACACUUUUUGUUGAUCAUGAAGGCAGUAAAUUGUUGACUAUCGUACAAGUAGGAUUGAUCGAACCCGAUUGGAAGGAUUUUCUCGAACGCAUGCGUGUAGAAGUCGGCAAAAAUGUGAAGCAUAAUGUUAUUGAUUCGCUCACAGCUAAUUUCUCAACAACCAGUCUGAUUGAGUCUAAUCUUUCAUGUCUUGUCACCAUGGAUACAUUCAAAAAUUAUUUCGAAUACAGGUGCUUCAUUACAAGGUGUGGAAUUCGUCGUAUACACUUUAUGGGCACAUUGGAGGAUUGGAAAGUUCUACGUCAGAAAGCGGAAAAAUUAAAGAAUUUUACGAAACAUGGAACGGAUCCGUUUGCUAGUUACAUCAAUGGUUUAUUGCCCAUCAUUGAUGAAUUCAUUAAGACUUAUCAAAAUAAUGUUAAUCAUGAGUUUUGGAAAAAAGUCAUGGAUAUUGAGCAUGUUGGCGGUGGUGCAUCGGGAAGGUAA